CGCUGUCAUAAGAAUCCAUGCCUGCACAGUUCGUCGGGUCUCUUCAUCUUUGCUCCUACAACCCCGGUUCUACUCCACUUCUCCUCCCUUGGUCUCUAUUUGAUUUCUGGUUCCUCCGAGCAGAGCGAGCUCAGCUCCCCUGGUGCCGCCGCCGCCACGGCUGCUGGGAACUUGGGAUUUAGGAUCGUCCUUAUUUUUUUGGAAAACCUCGUGUUUAAUGUAACGGCCCUUCGGGAGUUGCUCAAAAGAUUGUGAUUAUGGCUCAGCUCAGUACGGAUAAAUACUAAGAAAAGAGAGUCAACUUCAUUGUGGGUUUCUAAGUUCCUGGCUGUCUGACUUUGUUUCUCAACUUGGAAGGAGCUCUUCUAUUGCUUGUUCUUGCCAUCCUCCUCAUUCUAUGUAGAAGAAAUUGCACAUUCUUCUGCUCCUUGUCGUCGAGUUGUACAAAGUUCUUGGUUAAAAGAUAGGGCAUCCUAUCUAAGAAGCUGAUAGAAGUUACUGUCAUAUUACAAAUUUCUGCUGUUAAAAUUAUUGUCGAAUGGUUAAAAUGAUUGGGAAAUGGAAACCCUACGGUGACGUAGAAGAAGGGGCACAUCGCUGUCAUGGUAAUGAGAGUGAUGAAGAAAACAUUUGCUACUCAGAUGCUGAAGAGCACUCUUGGCAUUCGCCAUAUAGCUCCCACAGUGCGAGUUCUGUUUAUGAUGGUGACGGUGCCUCGAUCGAUGAAUUUAAAGCGGCCUGUAGAAAAUCCUGUGUCUCGGAUUCUUCACUUGAUCACGAUGGCCUAGAGAGUGGAGAUUCUUCAGGAGUAAAGGUGGAUAUUAAUAAAGCUGAGCGAGAUUGCAGGAUUUGUCAUCUCAGCCUGGAGAAGGCAUCUCCGGAAUCAGAUGCCCCCAUUGUAUUAGGCUGUUCUUGCAAGGAUGAUUUAGCUGCUGCCCACAAGCAGUGUGCUGAGACAUGGUUUAAAAUCAGGGGGAACAGGAUCUGUGAGAUCUGUGGUUCAACUGCACGGAAUGUGGUUGGUGCAACUGAGACAGAGACUGUGGAGCAGCGGAGUGAGGUAGAUACAUUAACCAUUCCACCACCACCAUCAGAAACUCGAAGCAUUUGGCAGGGGCACCGAUUUCUUAAAUUCCUUCUUGCUUGUCUUGUGCUCGCCUUCGUCGUCUCAUGGUUAUUCCGCUUCAACGCGCCAGGAUAAACGCCUAAAGAUUUUGAGAAUAACAUCAGCAUCGUGUUUCCCUUUUCGUAUGAACAAGGUCUCUGUGUGAGUAUGCAUGGGGCUCAUUACAACAAUAUUAAGCAAGAAACACUCAGUGAUUCCUUUGAAUUGUCCAUCUGCUAGCAGCUUGACGAAGGGAAAACAAAGCUGAAUAACACCCUUUUUUGUUGUUUCAGCCUUUCAGGCUUUGAUUAUCUGUUUUGUGAUGCAAUUAGUCUCAUCUUUCUGCUCCAA
Molecule: messenger RNA, 1456 nt
Organism: Zingiber officinale
Lineage: Eukaryota; Viridiplantae; Streptophyta; Magnoliopsida; Zingiberales; Zingiberaceae
Exons: 4
Coding region: 539-1201 (220 amino acids)
Molecular function (GO): zinc ion binding
Source: RefSeq, a predicted model, not a curated record